Tympanuchus pallidicinctus (lesser prairie-chicken) is the source of this 2172-nucleotide messenger RNA. RefSeq names its product ETS variant transcription factor 7 (gene ETV7). Gene Ontology annotation, biological process: cell differentiation; regulation of transcription by RNA polymerase II. Gene Ontology annotation, molecular function: sequence-specific DNA binding; DNA-binding transcription factor activity, RNA polymerase II-specific. Gene Ontology annotation, cellular component: nucleus. The transcript has 9 exons. Lineage: Eukaryota; Metazoa; Chordata; Aves; Galliformes; Phasianidae. The coding region runs from base 609 to 1874 and encodes 421 amino acids. The record is from RefSeq and is a predicted model, not a curated record.
CACCCCAGGUUGUGGCACCCGAGGAGCCCUUUUCCAGCGGAUCCCUCUCGGAGUGGAGCAGUGAGGUUGGUCGUGCUGAGCACCGGGCUCCGUGCUGCCCCUUUUCACAGCUCUCCUCCCGGUUUGCGGCUCCGAGGCGAACCGAGUAAAUGCCAUCUCAGAUACACGCCCGAAAAUAGCGAAGGAGGAAUCAAAACAACGCCAAACCGACUCUGAUAAAAUAGGGCCAAAGUUACCGGUGUUAAGAGUGUGUCGUUGUGCUCUAGAAACCUUUAGAAGUGAGGAGCAAAAUGCACUGCUAAUUCCCUUUGCUCUUAUCUUCCUGUCUCUUAUUGCAUAGAAUGAAUCCGAAACACAAUUUGCAUUGCUGCAAAACCUCUCUAAAUAGAGUUUAUCCUGCUGGAUUUGCUCUGGUUUCUUCCUGUGAUUCUAUGCAGCUGCUUGCUUUGCUAAAACCAAAUCCUGGACACAACAGCAAAGCCACGAUAUCACCUCCAGCAGAAAACACGCUAACAUUUGUCCUUCGGGAUGUGGGUGAUGCUGCAAGCAGGACCUGAGCUCCACGCUGGUUCGUGACCAGGGGUGAUGUUGGAGAGGAGCUCCUGCUGAUGGAGGAAGAAAAGGGGAAAAAGAGAGUGGGGGUUUCAGGCUCCUGUCUGGGGCAACCUGGGGCUGGUGAGGAUCAAGAGCAAGAACACAGAGAGCACGUCACAGCACGGGGAAGGCAGCUCACCCUGGUGCAGGGUGAAGUGACGCCCGGCUCUUCCAGCCCAGUGGCUGCAGCUUUGCUCUCAUCCUGGAGCAGACACACAAACAGCGAUGAGGGGCAUGGCCUGGCACUGCCUGGCAGGCUGAGAAUCCAGCCCUCGUUGUGGAGUAAGGACGAUGUCAUCCACUGGCUCAGGUGGGCAGAGAGGGAGUAUUGCCUUCAGCAAACGGAUGAAAGCAAGUUUGAAAUGAAUGGCAAAGCCCUGUGCAUCCUCACCAAGGACGACUUCAGGUUCCGCGCUCCUGGCUCAGGUGAUGUGUUGUAUGAAUUACUUCAGUACAUUAAGACUCAAAGAAGAGCUCUGAGGUACAGCCCUUUGCUGAAAUCACCCUACCGAGAGGCCAAGGGCACAGGGGAAGGGCUCUGGAAGAUGUCCUGGGAUCCACCUCAGUGCAGCAUGAGGUUUUCCCUUUCAGGGAUGGACGGUGGUGCAGAGGCUGCCCCGACUGCUCCCUCACCCUGCCUGGAACACACUGAGCUGCCCCCAUCCCACAGCCUCCAUCAGCCCCUGAACCUCUCCCAUCCCAGCACUGAGGGCAGCUGCGGGGCAGAAUCCAUCCGCUUUUUUCCUACAGCCCCAUCGGCAUCAGUGGAUGGGAAAAUCGCAGACUGCAGGCUGCUGUGGGAUUACAUCUACCAGCUCCUGUCCGACAGCCGCUAUGAGCCCUACAUCAAGUGGGAGGACAAAGAGGCCAAGCUCUUCCGCAUCGUUAACCCUCAUGGACUCGCUCAUCUCUGGGGGAACCACAAGAACCGCAUGAACAUGACCUAUGAGAAGAUGUCCCGAGCGCUCAGACAUUACUACAAGCUUAACAUCAUCAAAAGGGAACCGGGGCAGAAGCUGCUGUUCAGAUUUCUGAAGACACCCGAGGAGAUCAUCCAGGAGAAAUCCAGCAAGCUGGAGCAGCUGGAGAACAUGGAGCACGAGGAGCUCAGGGAAGAGCUGCUGGAGGUUUCAGUGCAGGACACCACGGAAGGCUGUGUGUGCACUGCUGUGCAGGGGGACCUGUGCUCUGCUGGGAAGUGCCAGCACCUCCUGCUCCCUGCACAGAAGGCAGCAGAGGGGGUCCUGGAUUCCAAAAGUUGCCUUGAGCCAAAGCUGUGAUGCCUCGAAGCUGUUGGGAAAGGCUGCUUGGUUGUUACAGUGAGAUGAACACACGUGCAGGAUCACCAGUGCACUGAUGUUGCCUUGACCUGCUAUAGGACUCACCCUGCAGAUGUGCUGAGCACUGUGAUCUGUCUCCUGUGGAGCUGCAAUUAGGGGUGGGAAUGUGCUGAAGAGAUGGUCUGAAUCCUGGCUGGAGCUGCAGGCUGUACAGAUGUUCUACUGGGUCUUGUUUUAACUGCUUUUAAUCACGCUUUGUGUAACCAUAUGUCUAAAUGAUGUGACAUGAAACAGGUCA